This is a messenger RNA of Andrographis paniculata, 2705 nucleotides long. Its product is annotated as serine/threonine-protein kinase BLUS1. The coding region runs from base 371 to 2392 and encodes 673 amino acids. The transcript has 21 exons. The record is from RefSeq and is a predicted model, not a curated record. Gene Ontology annotation, biological process: protein phosphorylation. Gene Ontology annotation, molecular function: ATP binding; protein kinase activity; protein serine/threonine kinase activator activity. Lineage: Eukaryota; Viridiplantae; Streptophyta; Magnoliopsida; Lamiales; Acanthaceae.
GUGGUGGAGCUAAUAAAUGAAAAGGAAAGUAAAAUGAAAGGAAACAAGAUUUUCGGUGCAGAUACGGAAACCCGAACAGGUGGCGGGAUUUCUGCGCACAUACAAACAAACCAUCAAACACGUCAACAUCUCUCCCAUUUUUGCGGCGAUCCCUCUCUCUCUCUCUCUCUCUCUCUCUCUCUCCAACGAGCGCGCGCGCGCGCUUCACAAUCCUAUCUAUGGUUGGGCUUGCAGAUCGUCGCUGGGGCAACUUCAUUCUCUUCUCUUUCGACGUUGAUUAGCCGGAGUAGAUUUCUUCGGACAUACUUAUUAUUAUUAUUAUGCAUUGAGGAGUUAGCCGGUUAGAAAGAUCGAGGUCCGUUUGAUUGCAAUGGAGAAGGAGAAAGAGAAGGAGAAGGAAAAGGAGAAGGAAAAGGAAAAGGAAAAGGAAAAGGAAAAGAAGAAGUUCCCGAUCGGAGCAGAGCAUUACACUCUGUACGAGGAGGUGGGGACGGGAGUCAGCGCUUCGGUUCAUCGUGCACUCUGUAUUCCACUCAAUGAGGUCAUUGCUAUCAAGAUUCUCGAUUUUGAACGCAAUAAUAGCGAUCUGAGUAAUAUUUCACGGGAAGCACAAACGAUGGUUCUUAUUGACCACCCCAAUGUUCUUAAGUCACAUUGCUCUUUUGUUAGUGACCACAAUUUAUGGGUUAUAAUGCCUUACAUGGCUGGAGGUUCUUGCCUACACAUUUUGAAGGCUGCUCAUCCAGAUGGUUUUGAGGAGGUUGUGAUUGCGACUAUUUUACGUGAGGUGUUGAAGGGAUUGGACUAUCUUCACCAGCAUGGCCACAUUCAUAGGGAUGUCAAAGCAGGUAAUGUUCUGAUUGAUUCACGUGGUGGAAUCAAGUUGGGAGAUUUUGGAGUUUCUGCGUACUUGUUUGAUUGUGGCGAUAGGCAGCGUAUGAGGAAUACAUUUGUGGGUACUCCUUGCUGGAUGGCACCGGAGGUUAUGGAGCAACUGCAUGGUUAUGACUUCAAAGCAGAUAUUUGGUCAUUUGGAAUAACUGCUUUAGAGCUUGCACAUGGUCACGCGCCUUUCUCAAAGUAUCCUCCAAUGAAGGUAUUGCUUAUGACGUUGCAAAAUGCACCUCCUGGACUUGAUUAUGAGAGCGAUAAGAAAUUUUCAAAGUCCUUUAAGCAGAUGAUUGCUAGCUGUUUGGUGAAAGAUCCUGCAAAAAGGCCUUCCUCCAGAAAGUUGCUAAAGCAUUCUUUUUUCAAACAAGCUCGAUCAAAUGAUUAUAUUUCUAGAACCCUUCUGGAAGGGCUGCCAGCUCUUGGUGAUCGUCUCAAGGAAAUUAAGAGAAAGGAGGAAGAUAUGCUUGCCCAAAAGAAGAUGCCUGAUGGACAGAAAGAGGAAUUGUCACAGAAUGAAUAUAAACGUGGGAUUAGUAGUUGGAACUUCGACCUUGAUGAUUUGAAGGCUCAAGCAUCUAUGAUUCAGGAUGAUGAUCCUCCUUCAGAAAAGGAUGAAGACAUGCAGACCAAACAACUUUCAGGCCAGGCAUCUUUGUCCAAAAGUAGAGUACUUCAACACCAAUGUUCUUUUAAAAGUCACUCUUCUGAUGCUUCUGAUGAUUGUGCUCCAGCAUAUGCCUCUUCACUAGAUUGCGUCACUAACAUUGUUCCUGGAUCAACUGUGGAUCGGCCAAGGACAAAUAUAUCAGUUGGUGAUGAGAACCAGGCAGAAAGUAGUUUAGCAAAAAAACCUGUGUCAGAAGUGAGCAAAAUAUCUUUAGAAGGAGUUCCCACCACUUUGAAUCAUAGCGAAAAAGGGCAAAAUCAUUCACGUAAUCGGUCACAUGAUGGGCCUAUCAAUCUCCAGAUGUCAGAUCAUACACUAUUUGAGUCGAUACCUAAGCUUUCAAAAACAUCAGCUAAUGGUGAUGAAGUUGAUGAUAAAGCAAAGAAUCCAAUUAUUCAGCAAAAAGGACGAUUCAAAGUUACAUCAGGAAAUUUUGAGAUAGAAAAGAUGGUUUCACUUACAACUCCAAUUAUACAUAAAAGCCACAGCAUGCAGGUUAUUACUUCUGCUCCAAUUACUUCGCCAGGGCCUUGUGAUGCUAGUCCAUCAAAUCUUAGUGGGACUGCGCUUCUUCCCACUUUACAGUCCAUCUUACAUGCGAACAUUCAGCAAAGGGAUUCUAUUCUUAAUCUGAUGAAGCAGCUAGCCACAGGUGACCUGUCAGCCACAGUAUGUACAUCAAUGGGCACAGCAAUUUCAGACAAGUCCACGUUAGAAGUAGCACACGACAAGGAAAAGGAACUACUUCGUGAAAUAACUGAUUUGCAGUGGAGGCUUGCGUGUGCGCAGGAAGAGCUUCAAAAGUAUAAGGCAGAGAAUGCUCGGUCGCACUGAUCAUAAUGUAAUUCCUAGCUGUGCUGUGUUGACGAUGUGGAUCGAGUAACAUGUCCAAACAGUUGGAGGGUAAUGAUUUUUUUGUACAGAAAUGCAAGAAAGAGAGACUCUAGUCUAAAUAGGGGGUGAAGUAACUAUACAACUCUAGUCAGUACAGAUUAUAUAUGUAUAGCUAGCUAGCUAGCUCUGUUAAACCAUUCCAAAUACGUACUAACUCUAGGUUUUAACUACACGUGCUACUUUACAAUAGUAAGUAUAUUAUCUACCAUUGGAGAUUGUAACAUUUAUUUGGAUAUUAAUAAAGGGUAGAUUG